Messenger RNA from Gongylonema pulchrum, 186 nucleotides. The record is from the annotation of a GenBank genome assembly. Lineage: Eukaryota; Metazoa; Nematoda; Chromadorea; Rhabditida; Gongylonematidae.
AUGGUUGGUUUGCAACAGCAGCGUCUCAAGGAGGAGCAUCGGCCUGAUGAGAAUGUGGAGGCGGCGGUGGCGGUGGCUGAAGGCGUAGAGCAGAACGGAGGCGGCGGUGGUGCGUCGUCAAAUGGCACACCCGGUUCGCCGAAGACGCGACUCGCAAUGCUCAAACGCUCCUCCACCAAAUCCAAA